AUGAGCGAGCAUAAAUCGAUUGCAUCCAGUGCUUCCAGCAUCAAAGACAACGACGAGAAUGAGCAGAAUCAUUUACUUCACGAGAUUAAAGAGAACGAGCAAAAAAUGACAAAUUCUCUUCGUGAACAGCUUGAAAAGGUCCGCAAAGACAAAGCUGUCUUGGAGGCCGACUUGAAGUCUCGCACCAAAGCGUACGAGGCUACUUUAGGCCAGUUGCAGACCAUGUCCACAAAUGAGCAAUCCGACCGUUUAGAAGCGUUGAUGGCUAUUGAAAACUUGAGCGAGUUACGAGAUCAAGUUAAGCAACUGCAUGAAAAAUGUGUUGAGCAACAAAUUCAUAUCAAGAAGCUGGAAUUUGAGUUGGAAAUGGAGCAAGGACAUGUCAAAAUACUGAAGCACGAUAACAAACUGCUUCGACAAAUGACGGUGGAUAUGAACGCCAUGGCCGAGCAAGAGGAAGAGUUCAUUUCAAAUCGACUGCUGAAGCGUAUUACAGGGCUCAAGAAGGAGAAAGGCGAGCUGCUCUUGCAGGUGGAGCAAGAGGAAGAAUACAUGACAAACAUGUUGCAGAAAAAGCUGAACCAGCUGCAGCGUGAAAAGAUUGACAUGGAGAAUUCGCUGGAGCAGGAGCAAGAGUAUAUAGUUAACAAACUGCAAAAGCAGUUGGAGUCCAUGAAGAUGCAACAGCAACAGCAGCAGUCUCAAACAACUUCACCCAUGAUGAGCAUGGUGCAUGAUGGUGCAAAUACGUUAUCCCCUGGGCCUGUGUCGCCCGUCAUUCCCAAGAAAUGGAACUCGUCUUCUGGAUCAGUCAAUGACGCUCCCUCAGGUACUGCGGAAAUGUUACUGUCUGAAAUCGCUGUGCUGAAGAAUAGAACCACUGAGAUGGAGAAAGAAUUCCUCUUAAAGAUGCAGCAAUGCAACAAGUACAAGAGUGAGUUGAUCCAAUUCCGUAAGCAAGCUGGGCUAUCCACAGACGAUAUCCCGCUAGAUGAAGGCAUUCCCUCUGUAUUCAGAACCGUGCCUCCAUCGCCUGGAAGAGGUGGCAGAAUUCGUCGCUCUACCUCCACAUCCUCUCAGAGAUCGUUGGCAUCUGAUAAAAACAACCUGGGUCAUAUUCCACCUUUGCAAUUGGACUCGAACGACUCUCAAACCACAUCUGACAACAGAUCAAGAUCCAACAGCUCUGCGUCCAACAGUGUACCACCCAAGGCUUCGAGACGAGUUUCAGGUACUUUAUUGAGUUUAGCCUCUGCUGGCCAUACCUCCACCAGCAGCAGCAAUAAUACUCUUUAA
Mucor velutinosus is the source of this 1296-nucleotide messenger RNA. RefSeq lists its product as uncharacterized. The transcript has 9 exons. NCBI's taxonomy places the organism in Eukaryota, Fungi, Mucoromycota, Mucoromycetes, Mucorales, Mucoraceae. The record is from RefSeq and is a predicted model, not a curated record. Bases 1 to 1296 code for a protein of 431 amino acids.